GGCGUAUUGAAGCAUUUCACCAUUUAUGUGACUGUCUUUAACUUGAACCUCAAAUUUGUGACUACAGGGAGCAGUGAGUAGCCCUUCGCUGGGUGUGGCCAAGUGUCUCAUUCAGAGAUGCCAGUUGCAUCUCUCCCAUUGCAUGCCUUGGAGAGACACUAAUUGAUCAAGUUUUCUCCCUCCUGUGUACCGAUUCUAGCUGCAACCUCCUCAAGACGCCAUCCCAAAAGGCCACUACCAAUCAAUGGCAAUUGGCAUGUGAGAUGGAAAUUAUUCACCACCCCAUGCAGGCUUCUUGCCAUAGGUCAGCUAUUCUUCCUGCAGCUAAAGUGCAUUGUGUGAAACAUGGAGGAUGUGAAUCAGUCAGUGGCUCCAGACUUCAUUCUGGUGGGCCUCUUCAGUCACUCAGGAUCACGCCAGCUCCUCUUCUCCCUGGUGGCUGCCAUGUUUGUCAUAGGCCUCCUGGGCAACACCGCUCUUUUCUUCUUGAUCCAUGUGGACUCCCGGCUCCACACACCCAUGUACUUCCUGCUCAGCCAGCUCUCCCUGUUUGAUGUUGGCAUCCUCAUGGUCACCAUCCCCAAGAUGGCAUCAGACUUUAUGCGGGGGGAAGAUGGCAUCUCUUAUGGAGGUUGUGCAGCUCAAAUAUUCUUCCUGACAUUGAUGGGUGUGGCUGAGGGCGUCCUAUUGGCCCUCAUGUCUUAUGAUCGUUAUGUUGCUGUGUGCCUGCCCCUGCAGUAUGCAGUACUUAUGAGACGCCAGGUGUGUCUGCUGAUGGUGGGUGCCUCCUGGGUGGCAGGUGUGCUCAACGCCUCCAUCCAGACCUCCAUCACCAUGCACUUCCCCUACUGUGCCUCCCGUACUGUGGAGCACUUCUUCUGUGAGGUGCCAGCCCUGCUGAAGCUCUCCUGUGCAGACACCUCUGCCUACGAGUUGGCGCUAUCCACCUCGGGGGUGCUGAUUCUAAUGCUCCCUCUUUCCCUCAUUGCAACCUCCUACCGCCACGUGUUGCAGGCUGUUCUAAGCCUGUGCUCAGAGGAGGCCAGACACAAGGCUGUCACCACCUGCUCUUCACACAUCACGGCAGUGGGGCUCUUUUACGGUGCAGCCAUGUUCAUGUACAUGGUGCCUGGCGCCUACCACGGUCCACAGCAGGAUAACGUGGUUUCCCUCUUCUAUAGCCUUGUCACCCCUACACUCAAUCCCCUUAUCUACAGUCUGAGGAACCGGGAGGUUCGGAUGGCUUUGGUCAAAGUGCUUAGCAGGGCUGGACUCAGGCAAAUGUGUUGACUACGUAAAAACUGCUGGUGAAGAUUCCAGCAGUCCUCGAUCCCACACACCUUCCCAAAGUGGGUGGCUGGGACUGAGGACUGUCAAUUGUCAAUCUGUGCAACUGGCCAAAUAUCCAGUCAUUGCACAAAGUGCAACUUUUUGAGACAAUGUCUGCCUUUUAAAUUGUGGCAGAAUACACAUAACAUAAAAUCAACCACUUUUAAGUGUACAAUUCAGACGUAAGUGCUUAUGUCUAAGGCUAAGUGUCUGUCCAGUUCCUGCUCAUGACAAGCUAGGUUCAUGUUUUCCCUCAUGGACUUGUGGUGAGCAAUGGUGAUCAUCCCAAUCACAUUCAGCAUAUUUUUCUCUCUCUCUCUUUUCUUUUUGUAACAGAGUCUCACUUCGCGGUCC
Molecule: messenger RNA, 1683 nt
Organism: Cebus imitator (Panamanian white-faced capuchin)
Lineage: Eukaryota; Metazoa; Chordata; Mammalia; Primates; Cebidae
Product: olfactory receptor 2Z1
Exons: 1
Coding region: 346-1290 (314 amino acids)
Biological process (GO): G protein-coupled receptor signaling pathway
Cellular component (GO): membrane
Molecular function (GO): olfactory receptor activity; G protein-coupled receptor activity
Source: RefSeq, a predicted model, not a curated record